Drosophila rhopaloa is the source of this 12776-nucleotide messenger RNA. RefSeq lists its product as uncharacterized. Gene Ontology annotation, biological process: regulation of membrane potential; positive regulation of synaptic transmission; calcium ion-regulated exocytosis of neurotransmitter. Lineage: Eukaryota; Metazoa; Arthropoda; Insecta; Diptera; Drosophilidae. Gene Ontology annotation, molecular function: transmembrane transporter binding; small GTPase binding. Gene Ontology annotation, cellular component: presynaptic membrane; cytoskeleton of presynaptic active zone. The record is from RefSeq and is a predicted model, not a curated record.
GUUGCCGUCGUCGCAUCCGUCGUCGUUGUCGUUGUUGUUGUCGCCGCACUCCAUGUAGUUGUUGUUGGUGCAGCAGGCAGUACAGCAACAGCAACGCCAACACACUAGCAGUAGCAACAGCAACAUCAGGCUCCAAUCGCCAGCAAACAACAAUUAAAACAAAAAAAAAAAAAAACAAAAUGAGUUCACUAAACGGAAAAUUAAUUUGGGCAUAUGGAAUGCUGCACACAUAGAUAUAGAUAUAGUCGUAUAUAUACAUAUAUGUAUAUUUGCCUAUGUUAUACACACACAAAUCUACAUAAAUUCUAAGUGCAAACCAAUUGUGAUUUAAGCUAAUGACCACAACCACAAAUCAGUUAAAAAAAGUGUAUAAAGAAUUUUUCAAGUUUAUUAAGUAUAUGAAAAUCAACCAAAGCCUUGUAAAUAGCAAAACGUAAUAAAUAAUGAACAAAACUCUUUUCUUAUUGAUAAUACCAACUGAAAAUUAAACCAAAGAAAUUUAAAACAUAAGAAAAACCCUUGAAAGAAACAACGAAUAAACAGACAACGCCGUUUACACAACAACUUUAUAGAGAAAUGCAUUGCUAAACAACAACCCCUUAAACCGAGUGGACUGCAUUUCGGAACGAUCUCAACGCAAAAAUGGCACCGCAACAUCAUCAGCAUCGGCAGCAACAGCAACAAAGGACGCAACUAACUCGGCAAAGGCUGCAGCAACAACAACUGCAAUUAGAAACAACAGCAAAGGCCCGGCAACGAUAUAGAGCGGUGGAAAAAUGAAACAAAAACCAGAAACGAAUUUUCCACUUAAAUUUGCAUUCAGCCAAAGAAAUACAAAGGUCUAAACAAAGAGGAAGGAAACAACACACAAAACAGUGCACAAUAAGAAAGUCGCCAGUGAAAAGGGGUCAGAGGGCACGCACACACACACAAAAACACACAGGACACGCAACACAAACACAACCAUAAGGAGCGCAUAAAACACAUUUAACACACGGACACAAAGGACGACGAGUGCAUUGUGAACAAUUUUCAACGAAUUUCCAAAAGUCUACACAACAAAUCUAAACAAAAAGUUCAUAACAAAAAAAUCAUAAAAAAUUUUGAAAUUUGCUCUGUGAUUUUCUAUCAGAAUGGUUUAGUAAUCCAAAAUAAUAUUUAUAAUAUUUAAUAACAAAAAGUAUAUAUAAAUAUUGCUAAACUGCAUUCCAAGCAACCAAAAUAGAAAAGUUUAUCAAAUCCCCAAAGAAAAGCUUUAAAUCCAACCGAAAACGUAAAUUAACAAUUUCUAUAAAUAUAACCAAGCAAAGUUUAUUACACUGCGACUAAUUAGAGCAGCUAGCGCUAGUCAAACAACUUCGAUCAGAACCACAAUUCCACUAGAGGACACGAUUCCCAGACCGGAGCCAUGGACGAAAUGCCCGACCUGUCGCACCUCACGCCCCACGAGCGGAUGCAGAUCGAGAAUGUCCUUAUGCGGCAGAAGCAGGAGGAGGAGAAGCAGAACGAGGUCAUGCGGCGCAAGCAGGAUGAGGUGGUCACGCUGGAAAUGCAAAUAAGACAGCGCUCCGAGCAGCAGAAGAAGGCUGGCGUCGAACUGGAUGCCACCUGUCACAUAUGCCUUAAGACCAAGUUCGCCGACGGCGUUGGCCACAUUUGCCACUACUGCAACAUUCGCUGCUGCGCCCGAUGUGGCGGUAAGGUGACGCUGCGCAGCAACAAGGUAAUUUGGGUGUGCAUACUGUGUCGCAAGAAACAAGAGCUGCUGUCCAAGACUGGCCAAUGGAUCAACAAGACGGCGGCGCAACAAGACGGUUUCAUCCGACGCAUCGAGCCGGAUGGGAGCAGCGACAUCUCCCAGCAUCCCAUUGUGGAUCCGCACGACACCACGGACAAGCGGCCCAAGCUGGAGAGGACACGCAGUGCCGCCGAGAAGGAGAACCUGCCGAUGCAGCGGGCGGGCAGUGUGCUGAGGCGGCAGUACUCGCAGCAGGAGCAGCCCACGAACCGCCGCCUCUCGGCCUCCGACAGCGGAAUGGACCCCAUGAUGAGUCCUGGCCAGCAGCAGAUGCAGCACCACCAGCAGCAGAUGCAGCAGCAGCGAUCACGGAUGCAGCCAAUGAAUCCGCAGCAGGCGCAGCAGGGAUACGGGAUGCAGCAGCAGCAACAACCAAGAUCGGGUGGUGCCUAUCCCGAUGAUGAUCCGCGUUACUAUCAGGGCGAGCUGGACGGUCUGAUGAGGCAGCAUCCCCACUUGGCGCAUCCCAGCCAGGUGCAGCCGCAACAUCCGCAGCAACAGCAUUCGCAGCAUCAGCAGCAGCAAUCGCAACACCAGCAACAUCAGCAGCAACAUAUUAUGCCACAGCAGCAUCGUCCGUCACCGCAGCAACAUCCUCAGCAGCAGCAGCAUUCGCAGCAAUUUGCGGCCAGGCAGCAGCAGCAACAGCAGCAGCAGCAGCAUCAACAGCAAUCCUACCAGGCCCAGAUUCACCAGCAGCCGCAGCAACAUCCGCAUCAGCAGCAGCAACAUCAGCCGAUGCAGCAGCAACAUGGACAGCAGGUGCCGCAGAUGGGUGGCUAUCAGAAGCCGCCACCAUUGACCCGCAACCUGACCAUCAGCGGUGGUCAUGCGAUGGACCCCAGUGCCUACAGCCAGCAGCAACAGCAGCAGCAGCAGCGACGGGCGCUGGCAGGAUCGCAGUAUGCAUCGCAGCAGCAGAGGUCCUUCAGCAGCUCCGAGGAGGAGUUCCAGCAUCAAUUGCUGGCCGCCCAGGCCCAGGCAGCGGGGGCGGGGGGCGUGGCCACCGUGACCGCCGGAUCGGACUAUGACGGCGGGCGCCUCCAGGUGCGCACCUCUCUGGAUCCUUGGCGCCAGCAGCGCAGCCUCAACGAGCGGGAUCUGCUCAGCGUCGGCGGCGGUGGUGGUGGGGGCGUCGGUGGUGCUGACUUCCGCCACCUGUCGCACGCCACCCAGCGGCUGUACUCCUCCGCCGAUCAGCGGGAUCGCUACGAGCUGCAGCUGCAGCAUCGCGAGCGUCUGGAGCAGUAUCCGCUCACGCGUACCGCUCGGCUGGACGUCCAGCAGCGCAACUCGCUGAACCGCAGCAACCACGAGCGGCAGUUCUCCAGCGGCGGCAGCGGCGGCGGUCCAGUUGCAGGAGGCGGUGGGGGUGGUGCUGCUGGCGCCUACCGACGUGCCCCGCCCUUGGCAGCCGCCGGCGGCGGUGGCAGCAGCAGCAGCAGCACCACUAGCAGCAGCUACUAUCCCCAGUCGAAGCCGCAGAUUGUGAUUGGAACGGGAUCGGGAUACGAUCGCGGAUCGGCGGUAUCCAUGGCAGCGGCGGAGGCCCAAGUUCAGGCGGCGCGAGGAGGUGGUCAGCGUGGUGGCCUGCUGGGCACCACAAGGGGUGGCGGUGGUGGUGGCAGCAGUUCGGUCAGUUCCACCGAGGCGGCCUACUGGGACGAACCGGCCACCAGCUCCUCCUCGUCGGCGGCCCAAGAUUCGCGGCGAUUCACCGAGCGCAGAAUAAAGAAGACGGUGCGCUUCGAUGCCCACGACGAAGAGGCCUCCAUACUGGCAGCCAGCUCACUGCCACCGGUCACGGCAAUCCUGCCCUCGACGGCUGUGGAUGUGGGUGCGGCCACCAUAUUGAGCAGUGGGAAGAGUCUUGAGGCCGGCGCAGCGGACUGGGCGCGUUGGGAGGCCGAGAGACAGGGCAGCCAGGACUCGGCCACCAAGGACUCGGGCAUCGAUACCAGCAGCACGUUCACCAGCAGCGAGGAUUCGAACCGAGGAGAUGGGCCCAAGAAUCCGGUGAAUUGGCAAACAUCCGCGGAUAAUACUCGCCUGAUCGGGCACAUGAUAUUGCGUAAAUACUAUGAUGGGGAGGAUAUAUUAGGCUUAAAGGUCAACGGCGGUCAGCUCCUCGGAACGGGAACGGGAACGGGAACAGGAGCGGGAGGAUCGGGCGGCGGAGGUCCAUGCGGGGCCAUUGUGGAGAAGGUGAAGCGCGGAUCGGUGGCCGAUCUCGAGGGAAGGAUACGACCAGGCGACGAGAUCCUCGAGUGGAAUGGCCGCGGGCUGCACAACAAGAGUGCCGACGAGGUGUACGACAUCAUCGACGAGAGUCGGCUGGAUGCCCAGGUGGAACUGAUCGUGAGCCGUCCGAUCAUCAGCGGCGGCAGUGGCGGCAGCAGCAGCAACGUCAGUCCCAUCAGCGGCGCCUCCGGCGGAUCCGCCAACAGCGGUGCCCCCGCUCGCCGCUCCUCGGCCAACUUCCCGCACAGCGGGCUGGCCAGCAGCAUGGCCGGCAGUGCGGUGGUCAGCAGCGGCGGACGAUAUCUCCAGCGCAAAGCACCUGCAGUCGAGGCUAUUGAAAUCCACCGUGACAAGCCGAGUGUGCUGAUCACCUCGCCCGGUUCACCGGACAUCCACCCCAGUGUAUCCGGACCGGGAUCGGGAUCGGGAUCAGGAGCAGGCGGCAGCGGACACCGGCAACGUGGCGGCGUCGGGCAGACGCAGCGCCUGGGACCAAGCCACAGCACCCACAGCCACAGCAGCAGCGGGAGUGGCAGCGGCAGCGGCAGCAGCACCAGCAGCGUCCACGCCCCCACGCCCCAAUCCACUCACGGACCGCCCGGCCACGCCCACGCGUCCGCGUCCGCUUCCGGUUCCGCCCCUGGCGGCCUGCACGGCACAACGACGGCGGGCCACCAUCACCACCAUUACCACCACCCGCAUCCGCAUCCGCACCAGCAUCCGCUUCAGCACCAGGGUCCGCCCGCCGCCCACCUGCAAGGCCACGGGGUGGGCGGUGGCAGUGGCUCCGGCACCACCACGCAGCACAUCCCCAUCGAGGGGCGGCUGCAGCUGAAGCUCGGCUACGACCAGAACACGCUGCAGCUGAUCGUGACCCUGGUCUGCGCCACCGGCCUCUCCCUGCGACAGAGCGGAGCGGGCCGCAAUCCCUAUGCUAAAGUGUUCCUUCUGCCCGAUCGCAGCCACAAAUCAAAGCGGCGAACGAAGACAGUGGGCACCACCUGCGAACCCCGAUGGGGCCAGACCUUUGUUUACUCGGGUCUGAGACGCUGCGACCUCAAUGGCCGACUGCUCGAGGUGACGCUGUGGGACUAUGUGCGGUAUGGGGCCAACGACUUUAUCGGCGAGGUGGUCAUCGAUUUGGCACACCACAUCCUGGACGACGAGGCCGAGUGGUAUCAACUGCAGCCCCACCAGGACACCUCCUAUCUCUUACGUGACGAGGGCAGCGAUGUGGACGGCCUGAUACUGACACCGACAGAUCAUUUAUCACCGCCGAGCACCAUGUCGCGUCUGAGCGAUUCGGACACGACGUCCGACUGCGACAUCGAUGGAAUGACGCCCGGGGCAAGCAUCUCGUCGAUGGGCAGCUCAGCGAGUCCGCCGCCCCUGCUAGAGCUCGAUCUAAACGAGCGUCGGUCCAGACGUGACAUGUCGCCCCAGGGCCGCAAACGGGUGGCCGGGAUGGUGGCCCGCGACUACCGCACUGUAUCUGGCAUUGGACAAAGUUACCACAAUCAGGCCUCUGCCACCGGUUAUUAUCGUCGCGGAGUUGGUAAUGGUGUCGGCUCAACCAUCGGUCCCGGUGGCAUGAGCCUUAGCCAGCGGAGCCACUCGGCAGCACCCAGCGACGGUUACCACAGCAGCAGCGGACUGCCCUCCGGCGGAUCCGCCUACGGCUACAGGAGCACCAGUCCGCGGCGGGGCUCCCUCUCUCCACCCGACGACCGCUACAUAGACUAUCCAGUGCUUCCAGUUCACGGCUCGCCCAACGCUCCAUCGGUCUACCAGGGUCCGGGUGGCGCCACCUCAGCGGCAGCGGCUGCAUCGCAGCAGCAGCGAUUCCAAUCGCGCUCGGCCACAGCCACUCCGACAGGGUCCCCAAAGAAGAGGCAACUACCACAGGUGCCGCAGACCUCUCGCAGUGCCAUGCUGCGGGACCGCCUCGGGCAGGACUUUGACGAGCGGCUGGCAUCGGGCGGCCGCUUCGGACGGCACCGCACACGGCAGCCGCACCACCAGGCCACCUACCGCAGCACCGGAAUGGGCGGCUGGGAGCGCCACUACACGGGAUUGUCCGACAGCGACCUGCAAUCGAUGGACGCGCGCAUGCGUCCGCGGCACUCGCUGUCGCCGGACAAGGACUUCAUGGGCGAGUUCGGCGACUCGGACAUGGAGUCGGUGGUCAGCGUAACCUCCAGCGCCUUUUCCACGCAGUCGGAGCGACCGCGCACCUCUCGCGGACUCAGCUUCCCGCGCAACUGGCGCAAUUUCUUUGGCGCCCGCAACAGUUUCCUCAGCGGCUCCGGAGGCGAACCCAUCACCGGACUGCGUCUGCACCACUCGGAGCCCGGAAGGGCCAACACCAUCGAGGUCGAUGACUGCGACUAUCUGCCAUCAGGUGGUGCCCAGCAACUGGUGUUGCUGGAGCAGUUGGAGCAACUGCAACAGUUGGCUGCUCUGGCGGCGGCCGAUUCCCCACCCAUUUCUGCCGGCAUUGGAAUGGCGCCACAUCAGGUGCUGGUGACCGAUGCCAACAGCGGCCAGUUGGUGGAACAGUUCUAUGUGGAACCCGGCACCAUGGCCGAGGAAAUGAUGAUGGAGCCACUCGAUCCCCAUUUGCAUCCACAUUCCGCCUUCUAUUCGCCAUCGCCCCAUUUGCCACCACCGCCAUUCGACAUCGACAUCUUUCCACCACGACGGUCCAACGGACAGAAACCGAACGUACAAGCCACCGCCGCUGCCUAUCCGCUGCCGCUGCUGCCGAGCUUUGAGCAAUUCAAGCGCAUUACCACGCCCAUCACGAAUCUCUUCCGCAGCUCCUCGCCCAUGGGCGUCCAUGCCCACGCCCACGCCCACGACCACGCCUCCACAACGCCCAGCUCGCUGGUGGGAUAUGUGCGCGAUCAUCAGGACAAGAGCUGCAGCCACUGCCAGAAUGGAAGUCAGCCGGUGGUGCUGUCGACGCACCACACCCUGCACCUAACCACCGCCGGUCUGGCGAUCGGCGCCUGCCAGGAUCCCUGCUGUCUGGCGGAUGCCCAUCCCCAUCCCCAGCACCAGCCCAUGGGGUAUCCGUUUGGGGAGCCACUCUCCUCGGAUCCGGCUAUGUGCGGCGAGUGUGUGGAUCAGCACUUUCUGGGCGGGUUGACGGGGCCGCAGCUGAAUCUGGGCGUGGUGCCCACCUACCAUGUGCACACGCCCACCCCGAAUGCCCAUCGGCGGGCCAGGGGACAAAUGGCGACGCCUGCACCACCGCCCACACAAUCGGUGCUGCGUCUAUCGCGACAACUGAGCGAAGACGCCCUGGUGGCUGCGGUUCCCAUUUCAGAGGCCAAGGCGCAACCCACUUCGAUACUGAAGAAACCGAAGCUGGAGCGAAGGCGACUCUUCCACGAGGGUCAGUCACGGUCCCUGGACUAUGAUGAUCUGCACACGAAGAGCUGGGGUCGCCGACGCAUUCGGUACGAGGACGAGGUGAUGCCCUCCUCGGCGGACUAUCCCUAUCCGCAUCCCAGCACGUAUGCCCAUUCACCAACGGCGGCAAUGUCGCGUCGCUACGGAUCGGAGACCAAUAUCCGGCAGUCGUAUAUGGGCGCAAAUGUGGAUGCCAGCCAUCCGUUGAGUCACUCGCAUUUCCUGGUAACCGACGACAAGAUAGUUACCAUUACCUACGACUCGGAUGUGGGCUGGACACGACGUGGGGUGGCUCCGUCGCUAUUCCGAGGGGCGCACCGCCAGCGUGGACUGGCGGAUGCCAGGCACCAUAUGUCGCUGGACUUGCAGCGAACCAGCCAACAGAAGUUGUACGGACCGGCGGCUCCAUACCUAAAGCGCCGACGGAAUCUGCCGCAUCCACCAAGCGCGCAGAAUGCCCACAACUUUUCACCAAUGGAGCCGGGUUCGGGGAUGGACUUGAACGCUGCGGCAGCGGGAAUGGAGCAGGGCAACGGAAUGGGUAGCGGUGGUGCACACAACACUACCAGUAUCAGUACACACAAUAGCAACCACCAACACACCAACCACCACAAUAGCCAAGCGAGUAGUGUUAGUGUUAGCCAAAGUCACAAUCAACAACAACAACAACUACAACAACAAUCAGUUAGGCAAAAAGGGAAAGAAGGCACCACCGCCAACAGCGGAUCGAUGAUGGCAUCGGAGCAGCUGACGAAAUCUAGUAGUGGGAGCGGUGGUGCAACAUCUGCUGCCGCUGCUGGGCAUCUUGUCGUCGGUGGUACUAAUGCUAAUAAUGCUUCUUCUUCCUCUUUUGCAAAUCCCCAACCACAACAACAACAACUUCAUGGAUCACCCAACAAUAACAAACGUGCCCCAUCAUCAACACCACAACAACAAUACACAAACACCAACAUUGACGCCAACAACCUGACGCUUGACGCCACACAACAACAAUUACAACAACAACAACCACCUUCACAACAACAACAACCACCAAAUACAUGCACAAAUCUGAUCACAAAUACAACAACAACAUUAACAACAACAACCACAACAUCGUCGAAUGCAACGAAUGCGGCGACAACGACAACCGCAACAACAACAACAACAACGGCAACAACAAAUGCUACAACAACUGCCACAAAUCCAACAACGAAUAACACGAACGAACCAAACGCAACAACAACAACGAACACAAAUGCUGAUGCGGAUGCGGACGCGGAUGCUCCGCUGGACGCAAUCGACUGGGAUGCCAUCGAUGCAAUGUUGGACGAUGACUUUAGCGAGUACGACAAGGACAAGAACGGAGCUGAGGAGGCGGGCGGCUCCAAGUCAGCGGAGGGUGGAGGUGCCGAAGAUAAAGUCGAUGGCAGCCUCUCGGACACCGCGAACGACCGUAAGAAGGGCGGCGGCGUCGACCAGGAGCGAUCCCCCAAAGGAGGCAGCGGCAUGGGCAAGAAGUCGAACUCCACAUCGCAACUUUCAGCCACAGGUCGUAAAAGACGUAUGGGCUUUGGAAAGAAGGGUAAGAACUCGUUCACGGUGCACCGCAGCGAAGAAGUGCUGCCCGGCGAUAUCACGCGGGAGCUGCGGAGCGGCGGCGUUAGCCUCGGCGGUGCCGGUGCCGGUGGUGGUGCCAGUGGCGCCGGCGGUUCAGGUGGCGCCGGCGGCGGGGGCGGCCUGUCCCGCGGCUCGUCCUCGGAGGCGGACGCCAUCGAGCAGUUCUUCGGCGAUGGCGCCGGCGGGGAAAGAUUCUCCCCCUCGUUGCGCAAUGAUGGAGCCCUCAAUGAGUUCGUGGAUGGCCUGGGACCAGGUCAGUUGGUGGGCCGCCAGGUGCUGGGAGCUCCCUCGCUGGGCGACAUCCAGCUAUCGCUGUGCCACCAGAAGGGUUGCCUAGAGGUGGAGGUCAUACGGGCUAGGGGCUUACAGCAAAAAGCCCAAUCAAAAAUGCUGCCCGCUCCUUAUGUGAAGGUUUACUUGGUGUCGGGUAAAAGAUGUGUGGACAAGAUGAAGACCUCGUCGGCCCGACGAACUCUGGAUCCACUAUACCAGCAGCAGUUGGUGUUCAAGCAGUCAUACACCAAUUGCAUACUACAGAUAACCGUGUGGGGCGAUUAUGGACGCAUCGAGAAGAAGGUGUUUAUGGGCGUGGCGCAGAUAAUGCUCGACGAUCUGAAUCUGUCGAAUAUCGUGAUCGGCUGGUACAAGCUCUUUGGCACCACCUCACUGGGUCGUCCGAUUGUCUGGGCCGGCGAAUCAGUCAUAAUGGAGGAGCCGGGCGAAUAACAGUUUCCAACACUAUCGACACCCAAACCAACAACCACCACAACGCUUAAUUUUACAGCCACAACAACGAAAACACUUUAAGCACCCAAGCACAAUUCAAUUCAAGCGAACUCUAAACUGAACUGAAUUCAUAACCAUUCGCCCGUGCUGUCAGCCCGGCAGCCAAAUAGCAAAGGACCAAAGGUUAGCCUGCAGCGGAGGAUCCCAGGAUGCCGCUCGAUCCUCAUCCGGCAGGUUGCUGGCCUAAGCUAAGUCCACAUCUGUUUUUUUUUCUAUUCAACGGCGAAGGAAGACUUUAAAAGAAAUUAAACAAACAAGAACAAAAAGAAAACCAGAAAAAUAUAAAAAAAGAGAAAUAUCUAAUUUUUAUAAGUCAUGAAAACAAAUGCAUUUAAAUGAACCGAGAACAGAGAACACAAGCAGAGCAGUAAAAUGAUUAAACGUAACUACGGAAUACAGCUAAAAGAUAAAUGUAAAGGAAGUCUAUAUAUACAUAUACACAUAUAUAACGGAUAACAUUUGACAAAGGAUACUUGUAAAUUAUGCAUAUUUAAAAUAAUUUUUAUUACACACCUAAGAUCACUAUUAUUUUCGUAAUACGAUUACUACGAUUAUUAUUACUUAAAACUAUUAUUGAUAAAAGGAUAAAAAUACAAAAAAAAAAAAAAACAAGGGAGAAGGUGGAUAUAGUUCAAGUGCUAAUGUCAGUCAUGCCUAAGCCUUAGCCUGAGCAGAGACGCAGAGGGAUAUAAAUUGUUUAUUGAAUAAAUAGCUAAAUCUAAAUCAGUAAUGGGAGUUAUAGAUUUUCAGAGGUGGGAGUUAUUUAAGUAUAUAUACAUACAUAUAUAAAUCGAUAUAUACAUAAAUAUAUUUACUGUUUAAGCAAGCAAAGAACCACUAACACUUAAAUAAGCCUAACUUACGAUAAAACCGAUAAAGUUAAAGCUUAAGAUUAGGUUACUAAAAAGGGAUAUGAGAGAUAUGUAUUAAUCGAACAACACAAAGAACAAAAAAUAUUUACCAAGCGAGAGAUGAGCAAGUUUAACUUAAUAAUGCGAAUUCUGAACUUAAGCUGUACAUACGAUCCACACACGUUACAUAUACACCACAUCCGGAUAACCGAUUACCAACUACCGCUUCCCCGAGUUUAGGCUUUAAAGCUAUUGAUUUAACUCUGCGCCAUGGUAAAAACUCCGCAGCGACCCCAAAAUGCACGAGUUUUUGCCGUCGGCGAUGAGGACACUUAUAUAUUUGACUCAGAAAGUAUUUGUAUAAUUUAACUUAGAGCAAAGGAAAACUAUCUCACUAUAUGAAUAUACUAUACCGCGAUUUUGUUGUAGCUCCCCUCGCUUCACUUCGUCGCGCUUUUAGAGUCGCUUUAAAAUCCAUUUGUCACCUUGGUUCCCAAUCAACUUGCCUCAAAAACGCAUCAAGUACCUUCAAGUUAAUAGUGUGAGCUGUAAAAAUCGUUACCUGCUUGCCAAAGAUUCACGUACACGUACAUUAGCAUAGAUGGAAAACGGAAAAGUGUAACGGAAAACCAAAAAUAGUUUGCAAUUUACUACAUGUUAAUUUGAGAUAUUUUUGGAUUUAUUUUGGGCAACAUUUUGCAAUGCAUUCCUGGGGAGAAGCAAACAUAUCACUGGCCUGCAGACAGAUGAUGGAUGGGAGCAGUUAACUUUUAUAUAUACAUUAGGGCAUAGGUCAUGGGGAUAACUAUGAUUAUGAGACACCUAGCUAUUGUUCCUAUCCAGUUGUUUAGUGCUCGUUCUUUUUGCUUUCACUCAUGGCUACGGAUAUUGAGUUGAACCUUUCCGUCCAUUCAUUCAGAUACACACAGCUACACAUAAACAGUUGCAGUUACAGCUUACAGAUUGAGGUAAAGUUAAAUAAUAUAUUGACAUGUGCAUAUCCAUCCAAGCAGCAGCUUCCUAUAUCAGAACUAAUCAACUAAGAGAUACGUAAAGAAAUGCCGAAACACAGGGAAAAUGCAUUCAAAAUGUUGCUGCAAAAAAAUCACAAAAAAAUCGCGCAUCAAACGUUUGAAAAAAAAGAGGAGGGUAAAGUAAAACUACCAGCGAGGUUUCCAGCAACUAAUUAUACGAUAUAUAAGUCAAUGGAACAUACAUUCAGAUACAUACAUUAUAGAUAAUCAGAUUUGUACAUUCCGCUUCUCACGAGCCCCAUACUAACUUUUCUAUGAUAAAACUCUCUCUAUCUCUACCUUUAUAUUAUUUCCACUGCUCUCCUUCAGCAAACAGUCAAAGAUGCUUUGAUUACUCAGCAAACCAGCAAGAGGACGAACAAAAAUACUAAAAACCUCGGCAAGGUCGACGUUGAAAUGUCCUUUUCGAAACUUAUUGGCAUGUGAAUAGAAUUUGCAAACAAAUAGGGCGCUUUUAGCGAUUCCAAACCGAAUAUUACGUAAAGGGCGUUUCUCCUGUUCAAUCAUACAAGAAAUUCUUAUUAGGAUUCCUAUAGAAUUCGUUACAUUUAAGUCACACCAAAGACAAAAGCAUAUAGAAAAUGUUAAUGAAGCAAAUGAUAUAUUACGGCAAGUUAUUUCAAGGGCAACCAAUACAAGAAACAAAAUGCUAUUUACUAAGUUCAAUUUGAAGGACAGGCGAGGUUAAUACACGAUACACUACAAGAUCAACAACACAAGGAUAUAUCAUUUAUUGCAAAUGUUGAACAAAAUUGAUUAAAAGGCGAAUGGCAGCGCUCUCGCUGGGCGCCCUGAACACCUUAUAUUGUAUUUUAAUAUCUCGACAACAAUCGAAGGUCGAGAAACGACAAUAAACUGUGAAAUGAAUAUGUAAAAACAAAAUAAAAACACAAAAACUAAAAUUAUAUUAAAAAUUGCAGAGAAGAGCAUUAUAAAUAUUGAUGAACACAGAAACUUGAAUUGUGUAAAACUAAAGAGAAAAUUUAAUGAAAAGCAACAUUUAAAGAACAAAACAAAAGAAAAUUCAUUAAAAAUUGUUUUCUAAUAAAA